CAUCAGAGCAAACGCUAACCGGAAGUGACGUUGAAAUGUCUCAUCAUUUCCGGGUCAAAUAAGCGCGCUGAAUUCGAGUAACAUUUUCUUCCCAUCGCGCUGGACUGUGUUCCGCUGGAUAAACUGUCGCCAACUUGUCGACGUCGGUGCUGUAAAGAAUGCAAAGUAACAGAAUGGACGUGGACCAUCAUCAAAAGAAAAUCAAUAUAGAAGUCCAUCUCAAAUCACAAAGUGGAGUAAAAUUGUCUGAGGUGAAGAUGCAUGUCCAGGCUCUGCUAAGUCGCCACUGUGUGGUGUUUGGAAACUACAAGUGGACAGAGUUUGAUGAAGACUUUCUACGCAGUCAUGUGAAAUCUGUGGCAGUCGUUGAUCUGGAGGAGAUGGCAUCUCAGCCUCUCGAUUUGUCGAGCUGUGCAAUCACCAUUCACAUGUUCACCCUCAAUGAGGAUGGACCCAGCACGCUUAGUUUGGAGGAGGAUGAGGAACUUUCAGCUGCUAAUCAUUGGUUGCUUCCAGCAGCUGAGUUCCAUGGGAUUUGGGAGAGUCUAGUGUAUGAGAGUGGAGUCAAAACUCAGCUGCUUGAUUAUGUCACAACAACGAUGUACUUCUCAGACAAAAACGUAGACAGCAACCUGAUUUCUUGGAAUCGUGUAGUGCUACUUCAUGGGCCCCCAGGCACAGGGAAAACAUCCUUGUGUAAAGCUCUCGCCCAGAAACUGUCAAUCAGACUGUCAAGUCGGUACACAUAUGGACAAUUUGUAGAGAUAAACAGCCACAGCUUGUUCUCAAAGUGGUUCUCUGAGAGCGGCAAACUGGUCACAAAGAUGUUUCAGAAGAUCCAGCAGCUUAUUGAUGAUAAAGAAGCUAUUGUGUUUGUUCUCAUUGAUGAGGUAGAGAGUCUGACAGCCGCAAGGAACGCUUGUCAAGCGGGAACCGAACCAUCUGACGCCAUUCGUGUGGUCAACUCUGUCCUCACUCAGCUAGACCAAAUCAAACGACAUUCCAACGUCGUGAUCCUGACUACCUCCAACGUGACGGAAAAAAUCGACUUAGCCUUUGUGGACAGGGCGGACAUUAAGCAGUACAUUGGGCCACCGUCUGUGAAGGGCAUUUAUCACAUCUAUCUUUCGUGCCUGGAGGAGCUCAUGAAGUGUCAGAUCAUUUACCCGCGCCAGCAGCUGUUCACCAUGUUUGAGCUGGAGACCAUGGGCUUUGCAAGAAGUGAAGUGUCAGAACACAGUCUAACCGUGAGGGACAUCGCUGUAAAAAGCAAAGGUUUGAGCGGACGAGCUCUGAGGAAGUUACCGUUUCUUGCUCAUGCCCUUUUUGUAAAGACCCCUACAGUGACUCUGGAAAGGUUUCUGGAGGCCAUGGACCAGGCGGCCGAUAAACAGAAGGAGGAAAAAGCUAACCUGGUGAACAGUUUUUGACACAUUUUGUUCUUGGGUUCAUGAUUAGUUUUUUGGGGGGGUUGUCAGCCAACAUCAGGUAACAUGGUGCUGAAAGUUUACGUUUUUAUGCCUUUGUUUUGUUGGCUCUAUACUGCCCUGAAAUGGUUUUUGUUCCUAUUAGUAAUUGUUUACAAAGCUUGCUGUUCGGAGUUAGCCUAUAAACUCUUGAUUUUAUGCAGCACUUUAACUGCAACUUUGAACACAACUGCUUAAUGUCUCUUUUUGAAGAGAUUUUCCCCCAACACACAUCUGAUUACAUUUUGUAGAAAGCAAAUUAGGAACACUCAGCUAAGAAAGUAAAUUCCAAUUUUUAUAGUUUAGAAAAUAAUUCAGUAAACAAAUCCGUAGAAUGACAUCCUCUUAGUUACACAGACAAUUCUCAAUGGGUUAUCAGAUAACAUUCAUGUAUUAUAAUAUUCAUAUUUAAACAAAUGAUUGAAUUCUUAAGAUGUUGUAUAUUAACAGAAAUAAAAACA
Entelurus aequoreus (snake pipefish) is the source of this 1927-nucleotide messenger RNA. It is a transcript of the gene trip13, whose product is annotated as thyroid hormone receptor interactor 13. Gene Ontology annotation, cellular component: chromosome; nucleus. Bases 159 to 1430 code for a protein of 423 amino acids. The transcript has 14 exons. Gene Ontology annotation, molecular function: ATP hydrolysis activity; ATP binding. Gene Ontology annotation, biological process: meiotic recombination checkpoint signaling; reciprocal meiotic recombination. The record is from RefSeq and is a predicted model, not a curated record. NCBI's taxonomy places the organism in Eukaryota, Metazoa, Chordata, Actinopteri, Syngnathiformes, Syngnathidae.